Messenger RNA from Drosophila hydei, 4908 nucleotides. RefSeq names its product mucin-5AC. Bases 527 to 4768 code for a protein of 1413 amino acids. The transcript is spliced from 4 exons. The record is from RefSeq and is a predicted model, not a curated record. Lineage: Eukaryota; Metazoa; Arthropoda; Insecta; Diptera; Drosophilidae.
AUCAAAACUGCACUCUAAAGGCGCGCGCGUCUGUUUGUGUGUGUGUCUGAGUGUGUGUGUGCUUAGCUGCAUGUGAACUAACAGGAAACAACGAGCAAUUAAACAAACGACGCUGACGCAGGCGCAGACGCAGUCGCAGUCGCAGUCGUCUUUGCUGUUGCCGUUGCCGUCGCAGUUAGAACCAUGGAGCCCAAGACUUGCUAAUUGAGGUCGUCGCUAGAUUUCGCAGCGCACAAAUCGCACGCCAUUUUGUAUUAUGCUUCAGAAAUAUUACGAAACAUUCUAGAGAGGGGCGUAACAAGCACAGCGAUCACAACAAUAAUCGAUUAAUCGAUCGAUCAAUCAAUUAACAACAACAACAAGAGGAAGAAUUCGAGAGGAAGCGAACGAACAGUUAAAACAGAAACGGAAACGGAAGCGAAAAUCAAAUUUAAUCAAAUACUAAAGUGAGAACAGCCUAAUCGAUAGAUAGAUAGAGAGAGAGAGAGAGAGAGAGAGAGAAAUAGCGAGCGAGCCUGGCCCCAACAUGAGCAACAUGAAGGGCGGCUUCACUACACUCAAUCGCUGGCUUGGCCGCAAAAAAGACAAAUCUAGCGUGGGCAGCGCCAAUGGCAAGCUGUCAAAGUCAACCACACAGCUGCACCACCUGUCCACAGACCAGGGCAUGCACAUCAACGAGGCUAGUCAGCUGGAUUACAAUCGCAUCACCCCUCUGCCCGCAGCCACCAGCAAUGCGCCGUUCGAGCAGACUUUCCGCAUCACCGUGCUCCUGCCCAAGGAUCAGCUGUAUGUGACGCGGCUGGGCGCCCGUGUGCCACUCAGCAAGCUGCUCUCCCUGGUCUGCGACAACAAACAGUUGGAUGCCGAUAAAUAUGAGUUUCGCAAUCCAGUGGAUGCUAGUCAGGUGUACAGCUGCGAGUCGAGCAUCGGUGCAGUGGGUCUGUCGGAGAUACGUUUGUGCCACAAGUCGGAGUCGUAUGACAGCUUCAAUGCGGACUCCAUGCUCAAGUUUCAGCGCACGGGCGGCACACGCGAUUCGCUGAGCAGCAGCUCCGAGUUCAGCAGCAGCCGGCACUCGCACUCCAAGCUGACGGCCAAGACGCCCAGUCCGUAUAGCUCGAGCAACUCGCUCAACUCCAUGGACUCCACGGGCAUGAACUACACGCGCACGCCCGUGGUGCCGCCCAAGGCGUUGGCCGUGGCGCCGCCUCCACGCAAGAAGCGCGUCGCGCCACGUCCACCCAGCCAGGUGGUCAUACCGGAGCAGUCUGUAGCGCAGUUCAACGAGAACCCAGCGCCGACGCCGACGCCGACUCCAACUCCAACGGAGCCCGCCUAUGCGGUCAUUGUGAAGCGUCCGCAGCUGUGCAUGUCCACGCCCAACUUGGCCAGCACGCCGGAAAAGACAACUGAAACGGAGGCGGAACCCUCGUUCGAGCUAGACUGCAAUGGCAACAGUGCCAAGACCUUAGAUGGCGGACACUAUGCCACGCUGGAGCGCAGGCCCUAUUCUCAGGCCUUGCCGGAACCGACGCCGCGCAAGCGUCUGCUGCAGCUGAAGAAGAAGACGGCGCCAGCCCCGCCUCCAGAAUCGCCAGGACCUGCAGCUGAAGGUGGAGCUGAGGCAGCACCAGCAGCUGCAGACACCAUAUCGCUGGCCUCCUCCACGACGGCGUCCAUGACGGAAGCUCUGCCGGCAAUACCGCAGCCAGCGCCUAGGAUUACCACACCCAUUCCUGUAGCCACGCCCACAGCCGCAGUUGUGCAGCAGCCGCAGCAGCAGGCGGAGGCAGUGCCUCCGGCUUUGCCCGCCAGCACGGCGCCCCAGCUGCAGAGCAAUGGCAGCCAGAACGUGUCCAAGGUGCUGUUGAACCGCACACCCACGCCGGAGCCUCGAUCGCUGGGCAGCGCCACGGAGGAGGACGAGGACAACAACGAUGCGGCCUCCAAGCAGGCGGACUCAGGCAUUGGCGAGCCUGUGCCCUCGCCGCUGCCCUCCAGCUCGCCCUCGCCCGAACCGGAAGCGCAGUCCUUGGCAGCUCAUAAAGCCCCAAUCGAGUCCAGCUCCGAGGAGGACGACGAGGCCAUCAAAGUGUAUAACUUUAAGACAUCCUGCAAGAGCUCUGUCAAGGUCAAGGAGCUGCUGCUGACCACCCAGCAGCUGGAAGCGGCACACGAUGAGCAGCCCUCGCCCCUGUCUGAUACACCACUGGCGCAGACGCCCAGCAGCCCGAACAGCGACCUGACUUCGCUGUCCUCGUGGAACUACGCGGGUACCAUAUCGCCGCCGCCGGACUUCUCGGACGGGGCGCAGCUGGGGCAGCUUGGGCAGCGGCCCAAGAGCAACGAGGUUGUCAACGAGCUGUCCUCCAUCAUACAGCACCAGCGGCUGGACACGCUCAUCCGCCAAGCGCCCGAGCAGCCGCAGCAAAUCGAAGCGGCUAAGCCCAAUCGCCUGGCCAACUUUAGCAUCGCAGCAAUAAGCAACGGCUCGGGCAACGUGCGAAGCUGCUCCAGCAACGGCAACGGUAACAGCAACAGGCACAGCAGCAGCAGCAGCAGCAACAGCAGCAGCAGCAGCUCUCCUACUGUUGCACGCACCGACUCCUUCCAGUCGCCUAGGCAUAGCCACAACGGCUCGUCCUUUGGUUUGCGGCUGCGCAGCUCCUCGCAGCUGUCGCUCAACCGGCUGGAGCUGGCUGGACUGAACGGCAGCCUGCAGCAGCGGCGCUCAUCCAGCGAGCUGAGCAUUGGGGAGUCGCCUUCGCUCCAGAGUCUCGAGCUCAUCAAGACCAUAUUGAGCAACUCGCGCAAGAACAGCCUGGCCACAGAUGCCACUGACUCCACGGAGACGAAGCCACAACUUCAAUUGCAACUGGACGAGUCUGAGAAACCAAAGAGCAGAUCGACUGCAUCGCCCACAGCUGUGCUUGCGCCCAUGGUCAAGCCGGUGUCAAUAGAAGUGGCCACGCCUGUAAGCACGCCUGAGUCUACAGUGAAGUCCCACACAGCUGCAGCCACAACAACACCAACAGCAGUGCCUGUCAGCACAGUCGUGUCCACUGCGAACGAGCACACAUCUGUGACCACAUCUGUAUCUAAAGCGGCGUCCACAGCUGUGCCUGUGCCUGUGGCUGAGCCAGAGUCCAUGCCUGUUCAAACAGUCGCGUCCCCAUCUAAAGCUGCAAACGUGUCCGCAACUGGCUUUACAUCAAACGUGGCCACAGCUGAGCCUGCCAAGAAGGCGACGCCUGUUAGCACAGUCGUGUCGCCAGCUAUAGCUACAAAGGUGUCCCUAGAUCAGCCUGUGGCUACGUCAACCAUGGAGAUGCCUGUGUCCGCUUCGCUAACCCCAACUGUGUCGCCAGCUGCAGCUUAUGCCCAGGCAGCUUUACCCAUAGCAUCGGCUCGCAAGGACUCUCUGCAGGAAGCCACAACAGAGCCGGAGCCUGAGCCUGAGCCUGAGCCAGAGCCAGAGCCAGAGUUGGCGCCAGAUCCAGCGCCCAAACCGCUGCCACAGACAUAUCGCUACUCCGGCCCGCCCAGCAUUAACUUUGCCACAUGGAGCGAGCGUCCCAAGUCGCAGGUGGCCAUCAAAAACGAGGGCGACUACAUCUAUGGCGGCGCCAGAGCAGAAGCAACACCGAGGCCCGCCACGGCACCCGUCAAGCUGACCAUUGAGGUGGCCUCGCCUGUGCUGCGCAUGGGCAUUCCGCGCAAAGAGUACCACGUGCCCAUCACGGUCAAGCCGCUGCGCGAUGCCAGCCAGGAGCGCGAGAGGGAGCAGCAUGAGCCGGAACAGGAGAAGCCAGCCAUGCAGCAGGAGCUCCUAGUCAAGCCCUCCACGCUGCCACGGCCGUCGAAGAGCAAUCGCUUUACGCUGCCCGCCAGCGUUCAAGUGCAGAGCAGCAGCAGCGUCAGCGGGACAACCAACUCACUGCCCCGACCCAAUUCGACGCUGGGAAAGGCAGCGACGACUGCGACGCCAGUGGAGCCGGUGGCAGCACCUUUUGGUCAGAAUACGCUGAGGCGCACGGGAUUCAAGGAGCGCAUGUUGGCCAAGGAGCAGCAGGAGCACGAGCAGGCGCUGAACGUGCGCGUCUCUGUCUCUGUGAACGGAAUGAGCACAACAACAACAAAUGCAGCACCAGUGCCAGCAGCGACUGCGGCAGCGACAUCUGUAAAGCCAGCGACGCCGACGCCGAUGCCAACGUCGACAGCAGUAAAGCCAACGACGCCGACGUCGAUAGCAAUAAAGACAGCGACGUCGACGUCGAUAGCAGUGAAGCCAGCGACGCCAACAGCGACGCCGUCAUCGAUAACAGUGAAGCCAGCGACGCCGACGCCGACGCCAACGUCGACAGCAGUGAAGCCAGCGACGCCGACAGCAGCGAAGCCAGCGACGCCAACAUCGAUAACAGUAAAGCCAGCGACGCUGACGUCGACGUCGACGUCGACAUCGACGACAAAGCUGAGAAGCAGCAAAGUGGAGCUGAAGCUAGAAACAGCUGAACCAAAGCCAGCGCCGGCUGCGCUGCAAGUCAAGCUGCGACCCAUCAGUUUCAUGGCUAGCAGAUCCGUAGCCACGCCUACGGCCACGCCCUCGCCCACUGCCACUGCUACUCCCUCGCCGCCGCCGCCACCCCCCAUGUUGAGCAAGGCAAAGGCGAUGCCCAAAUCGAAGGUAGCGUUGCCGGCGGCAGAUCCGCGCGAUCAGCUGCUGGAGGCGAUACGAAACUUUAAGCGCGAGGAGCUGAAUCGUGCCUGAGCGAGGAAGAGGAAGCAGCAGCAGCAGCAUAGAGAAUACCGAAACGACAUGCACAAAGCGAAUGGCGCAAAUUACUUGAAAAAGUUUUCAACUUAAUUUUUUUUGUUUUCGAUUUUCGAUUUCGAUUUUUGAUUUUCAUU